Molecule: messenger RNA, 4184 nt
Organism: Pneumocystis carinii B80
Lineage: Eukaryota; Fungi; Ascomycota; Pneumocystomycetes; Pneumocystales; Pneumocystaceae
Exons: 10
Coding region: 46-4140 (1364 amino acids)
Biological process (GO): astral microtubule depolymerization; mitotic spindle assembly
Cellular component (GO): spindle microtubule; cytoplasmic microtubule; mitotic spindle
Molecular function (GO): microtubule binding
Source: RefSeq, a predicted model, not a curated record
AACAAGUAAAGCUAUUUUUACAUAAAAUAAUAGGAUAAUAAGCCAAUGUCUAUUCAAGACGCGGAAGAUUUACUGGAAACCUUACGCGGAACAGAUAAUGAGCGUAAAAUGGAGAUGAUUAUGGGGAUUAAGAGGUUUAUUAAGCGUAAUGAUGUGGAUUUGGAGGCGGUUUCGUUGUUAUUUGAUGGAUUAAGAAUGGGACUAAUAUGUACGAAUCCAUAUGUUGCUAUGAAUUCAUUAACAUGUACAAAUCAUUUGAUUAAACGAGUAUCACUUCAAGAGAUAACGCGUUUGAAAGGACCGGGAGUAAUGGUGUUACCAUUAUUGAUUGAACGACUUGGGGAUAAUAAGGAAAAAGUAAAAGAUGUAGCGCAGAAUGCGUUAAUUGAGUUAUGGAGAGGGAUACCUAUUGAAGUAGAAAGAAGUAUUAAAGAUCUUGGAUUUUCAUCAAAAAAUUGGAGGACUCGUGAACAAUCGUUAUAUUGGUUAGAAAAGAUAUAUGAAUCUCAAACGUCAUUUUCUUUUCGAUCGUUUACGCCAUUUAUGAUAAAAAUGUUAGAGGAUGCAAAUGAUAGUGUUCGAGAUGCAGCAAAGAUAGUUAUAAUAAAAUUAUUUAAGAAUUCUCCAAAUUAUGCCAAAGCAGACUUGAAACGGGAGCUUAAUCAACAAAAUAUACGUAAACAAUUGGUUACAUAUAUUCUGGAUAAUUUGCAAUUUCAAGGGGAUACGGAUUUUGCAUCAUCUCGUGGAUCGGAAUGUGCAUAUGAUAAUGAUGGUGCAAGUGUUUCAGCAAGAAAAGUGAAUAAUGAAAGUAUUGCUAGUUUAUCUAAUUUGUCAUCAAAUUAUAUUUCGAAUUUAAGUAGUGCUGAAAUGGAGCAAUUGGAGCCAUCUUUGGUAUAUUCUGCAAAGGAGCUUGAAUUAGAAAUUCAAGAAAUGCUUCCUUCAUUUGAAGGGAAAGAAACGGAUUAUAAUUGGGUUGCUCGUGAAAAGCAUAUUAUGCGUUUGCGGUCUCUUCUUCGUGGAAAUAUUUAUAAAGAAUAUUCACCUAUAUUUUUGAAUGGUUUUAAGGCUCUUCUUGAUGGAAUAAUUAAAGCGAUAAGUUCACUUCGAACGACAUUGAGUCUUGCAGGACUUCAAUUUAUUAAAGAUGUUGCAAUUGUUGCUGGACCAGCUAUUGAUCAGUUUGUUGAAACACUUCUUAUACAUCUUAUCCGAAUUAGUGGAUUAACGAAAAAAAUUAUUUCUCAAGCUGCUCAAAUUACUGUUAGCGUAUUAAUUGCUAAUGUUUCUUAUCAUCCUAAAAUUGUUAUGCAGCUUUUAACUGCAUCUCAAGAUAAAAAUCCGUCCACUAGACAAUAUGCUACUGGAUGGUUGCGUGUUUUGCUUGAAGCUCAUAUUGAUUCAAGAACAUAUUUAGAAAAUUCUGGAGGAUUGGAUACAAUGGAAAAAGUUAUAAGAAAUGGGAUUUCAGAUGCAAAUGCAGUUGUUCGUACAGGAAUGAGAGAUGUAUUACGCUGUUUUUCUGAAAUUUGGCCAGAACGUGCACAAAGCCUUGUAUCAAGUUUAGAUCCUGUGGUACGUAAACAAUUUGAAAAAGUUUUUCAGAAUUCAAGUGUAUUUCCAAAAUCUAUUGAUAGUCUUAAUAAGUGUCAUAAUUUAUCACAAAAUUAUUCAUUUAAUAAGGGUAAAAGUUUUAAUAAAGAACCUUUGGCAAGAUCAGGAAAUAUAAUUAAUAAGAAAUUGAAUGAUACUGUUAGUAUAACUCAUGGAUCAUCAGGUCUUUCUUCUGGUCCUAUUCGUCAUGGUCUUGGUCUUCCUCAGCGAUAUGGACAUUCUUCUAAAAGUAAUGUUAAAAGACCUGAAAGUCCUACUCAAGAUCAGUCAGCAGGUAAUACAUCAAAUCAAACUCGUACAUCUCCUAGCCAAUUGAAAAGCGAAAUGUCUCCUCCAAGACCAACUAUUGUGACGAAUUCAUUAUUUGGAAAGCCAUCAGUGACAUCAUCACGUGUCUCUCCUAGAAAAUUGACAAUUAUUGAACAGCUUGUGCAUUCAGAUUGGCACAUUCGUGUAGAUGGAAUUAUAACUGUUGCAUGUUUAUUGGCAAAAAAGACACCUCCUAAUUAUGAUAAUCAAAAACUUCCAACUCUUCCUCCAAAUGAUAUAUUAGCAUCAACUUUUCAAAAACUUCUAAAUGAUUCUCAGCCAGAAGUCGUUAAUCAUUUAAUGGCACCUGAGGUUAUUGUUGAAAUAGCGAAAAUUAUUCCUUUUGAAAAUAUUGUUCCAAGAAUUCUUUUAUUAAGUGAGAUGGAAGAUACUGAACGUGGUCAUGAUAUUGCAAGAACAUGUCUUCCUGCUGUAAAAAGAAUGAUUAGUGACGUUGAUGCUGUUGAGUUAUUAUCAAAAGUUCUUACAAGUAUGGGAGUAUCUGGUGUUGUACCUAGGAAGCUUUCUGCUGGUAUAUUUACUACAUCUCAAAAACGCAAAAUUAUACAUGGUGUUCUAUUAUGGAUGAAUGAAUUGGUUGAGCGUCAUAAUGAAAGUAUAAAAAAUAAAGAAGAUGGCAAUUCAUAUUUUAAUGAUGUUUCAAAUUUUAAAUUUUAUGUAAAUCGACUUGUACCUAUGAUUAAUAAUACCAAACCAACAUCUAUAAAUUAUGGACCUUUAGUUACACUAUUGAAGUCUCUUCAAACUGCAAAUGAAGAAGUUUUCAAUAAAGUUUUACAAACUUUUGAAAAAGUAACAGUUAAUGCUCUUAAAAAUGCAUGGGGAAUAGCUGUUGAUGAAGAACCUUUUGUACCUGAGGAAAAGGUUGCUCAUGUUGAAGAUGUUCUUGGAGAUAUACCUAUUGUUGGAGAUCGUAAAUUAGAUGAUAAUGAUAUAGAACAUUCUUCAUCAUCCAUGGAAUCUCAUUCUGUAAAAUAUUCUGAAAAUUAUAUGGAUUCUUUUGAAGAGAAUAUGGGAGCAUAUAACAAUUUUGAAGAUAUGACCAUGAUUCAAAUACCUAAGCUCCAAGUUAACAUUUCGAAUAAUGAUGUGAAUAAAGAAGUUCAACCUGUAUCUUCUGAUCCCUCUGUCUCUGCUGGUGUGAGACCUUCAUUGAUUACUGAUGAUACUAUUAAAACUUCUGAUUCUAAAACAUCUGAUGAUAAAGUUUCCCAAGAGAAGCAAGCUAAUGAAGUGGCACAGGAAUUAUUGCCUCAGUCUUCUGAAUUAGCUCCAGCAUUGAAUUUUGAAAAUCAAGAGGAUCAAGAUAUACCAAUAGAAGAUGAUAGUCUUUCUGGAAAUUCAAAUCCAUGGUUUCGAAAAUAUAUGAAUAAACAAUUGCCUAUUACACCACUUCCAAAUACUGUAGAAGAUAAUAUCAAACUGCUAAAGAAUCUUAUCGAAAGACUUGAGAAUCAUGAUAUGGAUUCUUAUGCAUUUAGGAAAUUAAUUUGUAUUUCUAAAGAAUAUAGUCUUGAGAAGAAUAUAGAAAAUUCAGAUAAUAUUUCUGAUAAUUCUAAGAAAGAUGAUGUUUGGAUGGCAGGAAGUUUAUUCGAUUCUUUAAUAAAAGCUUUACUUGGUUUUAUGAAGGAAGACGUUGUUUCAGAAUUAAAAGUUCAGACGCUUUUUCUUUUAAAAUAUCUUUUUGAUAAUCAGUCGGUAUAUUUUGAUAAUCAUAUAUCUAUCAUUCUUGAUGCUCUUUUGAAAUUCUGUUCUUAUGAUUCUAAUAAUAAUCGUGUUACGUGUGUGAUAGAAGAAAUGAUAUUCGACAUAGUAUCUCAUCUUGAUAUGAAACUAGGAAUUGUCUUGUUUUUAUCUUAUCUAGAACCUUAUCUUUAUAAUCUUACUGAUGAAUCAAAGAAACAUCUUCUAAAACAAUCGAUUAUUGUUAUUUGCUUAUCAUCUUUAGCAGUUUUUAUUAAGAAAUUGGAAAAAAUGGACUUAGAUAAAUAUCUUGAAAAAAUUCCAUCUUUGGUUAUUAAGGCAUUAAAUGAUAGUGAUCCUGAGAUUCGAAAAGAAAGUAUAACAAUUUGUGUAUCAUUAAAUAGCAUUAUUAAGGAUUCUUCGGAAAUAUUUAAUUUGUUGCAAGGACUUACUCCUGGUCAACAAAAUUUAUUGGUUUAUUAUUUUGCAAAAAGUGGUGGGAAAAAUAUAUAAUGAACUUGACAUUAUUUAUCUAUUAGAAAAACCACUUAACAAAU